Molecule: messenger RNA, 30436 nt
Organism: Pocillopora meandrina
Lineage: Eukaryota; Metazoa; Cnidaria; Anthozoa; Scleractinia; Pocilloporidae
Source: the annotation of a GenBank genome assembly
UUUUUUUCAGAGGAAGCGCCCUCACUUUCCUAUGCAGAGAAGUUUCUUAAAGCCUACGAUGAAGUGGAGACCUUUGUGAUGUUCAUUGGUUAUCCUCGCAGCAGCCAUAGUUUGGUUGGCGCCAUCUUGGAUGCUCACCCUGAAAUAAUUAUUCCACACGAGUUUAAUCUGUUGGAUAAAUGGAGAAGAUACAAUCUUCCAGCGUUCAAAAGGAAAAACCUAUUAAAAUAUAAGUUAUAUUUUGAUCUUCACCAGACCUCUCUCAAGCAAGCCAUCUUUGGAAUACGGGCAAGCCGAAAUAGAACAGUUCUUGGCGGGGAAUUUACAUACUUAUACAAUGUUCCAGAUUUAUGGCAAGGUGGAUACAAAAACGGGAUCAAGGUAGGAUCAGAAGACGAUUUUCAUAGCUCAUGGGUUAUAUUCUUAUUCCACAGUCAACCCAAGCUUAUCCUAAAGAAUAAAGAGGAUGCACCUGCAUCGGUGGUGGGUUGUACAAGAUAAUUUGGUAUAUCUCCUGAGUUUAUAAUGUAAAUUGGCCACCGUCAAAAAUUUUUACGUUGAGGUUUCGAGUGUUAGCCAUUCGUCAGCCUGACGAAGAGUAUUAGCCAUUCAUCAGCCUGACGAAGAGUGUUUGCUAUUCAUUAGCCUGACGAAGAAUGUUAGCCAUUCAUCAGCCUGACAAAGACCUAACGCUCGAAACGUCAACCUUGAAAAAUUUUCGGGCAGAAUGCGUGACAUAAUCAAUGAUUCAUAACCGAUAAAACGGCAAAUUUGAACGCGACCUCGCCUAAGCCUACUUUUCUGAGUUUUAAAAGAGCUAACUUCUAGAUCAUGUUGUAUCUGUAUUUUGCAAAUGAAAUUUGUAACUGAAAUGAAAGACAUUUAAGAAGUAGAAGGAUUUUCCUUUUUCACUUGAAACAAUUCUCUAACUUUUAUAUGAAAGUCAUAUCAUGAUCGAUUUUCCUAAAAACCCUUACUACUCGCCAAAAAUCAACGCACGGCAAAUGGCUGACACACCUUCCCUCUGACAGAAUCCGUUUUAAUUUUGAAAGUUAAAACGGAUUUUGAAGAACUAUAUACCUGUCAAAUUAAACAGUGCCCACCGUGGAAUCAAUAGCAAUUGUCGAUUUCUUCACAGUUGUCGCGAAUUCUAAAAUCUUUCGGUCCGUCAGCUGUUAAAUCUUACCCUUACCGACCGUAUCAAAAAUAUUAGUUUUGCCGAGAGCUCUGCCGUAGCUUUCUGAAACCGAAAUACAGCUUUUUAAGUUUUCCUCAGAGUUGAAAGGAUCUUCGGAGAAUGGUUUUCAUAGAUGCUCCUAAAACUAAAAACUGUCACAUAAUUUUGCUGGAUAACUUUAUCUAAUGCCUUUCUUAAUAGUAAAUAUAGUUUCGCUCUGAAGAAAAAGCUAAUAAGCGAUUUGACCUUUCGACAAGCAACAAUCUGUUCCUACCUCGCAAAAUAUUUCAACGAGGCCUGCGUUGUUCCAGAUAAGACUGAACUUUCACAAGGACUUUUCGAAGUUCUAUGUGAGUGACUGAGUUGGUACGUAGUGACAAAAAGCAUAGCCUACACAGAAAGCGAAACUCUUUCCAAACCGCAUUUAAAUUUGAGUUCGAACACCCUCAUUUUAUUUGAUGUAUUUUCGGUACUAGUUUUACCACGACUUUUCCUUUAGGUGAUAGGAGACAAAAAAGGGGGACGAACUUCGCAGCUUAUAAGUAAAGACCCAAACAGUAUCAAACAGUUAGAAGAAAUCGCUAAAAACGUGGGAGUGCCAAUGAAAUUCAUACACAUUGUCAGGAACCCAUUUGAUAACAUCGCUACCAUGGUACUUCGCAGAGCAGGCGAGCGUGAUAAUGUUAGGGAAGAAGGAGCAAAAGUAAGUUGAUCCAUGAUAUUUGAAUAGUUGUCAAAUUACAUUCUCAUUAUUAGUAAUAUCAUUAUCAUUAUUAUAUAUACAUAAGAAUUAUUACGAGAAAAAGGAUAGGUUGAGAGCAUUUGAACAAUAUACAAUAACGUGUGAAAUGAACAUGAUAACCCAAUAUCGGCAGCGGAUAUUGUAGUUAUGAUGUGGAGUUGAAAACCUACCUAGUUUCCAAGCCCCUCGACCGUGUGGGGUUCUCAAACUUGUGCAAACUCAGAGGGAAGUGUCUUCUUUGGUACAUUGUUUCAAAGAUGCAUAACAUGGCAAUUAGUGAUAUGGAUUUCGUAUGAUGUCAUGAAUUAUGAAACCUCGUGCCUGUGUUUUCUGCUUCUGCCUUCGGCAGAUGACUCAAAUCUUGGUUUGAUUAUUAGUGACAUCAUGCUCAACCUCAUCCAAUUGCUCAUUAUCAUUAUCAUCAUCGUCGUCAUUGGUGCUACUGUCACUGUCGGUAUCGCUGUUAUAAUCUUUUUAAUUGCAAUUAUUACGAAAACCACCAUUAACGAUUUCAUAGUAAGCAUCAACGUCACUGUAAACAUUAAAAGGAGUCUUCAUUAUUUUCGUUAUCGUUCUCAAAACCAUAAUAAAUACAUUUUUACCAUUUGUCACUAAUAGGUGAACAGCCCAGUGAUUUUGGAGAAGUUGAUCAAGAUCUACUUCAACCUUACACAGGCUAACCAGCGCGUCAGAGAACGGUUUAGGGAUGCAGUUAUCGAUAUUCCAGGACAUGAAACAAUACUCAGACCGAAAAAAACACUACAAAAAUUGUGUGAUCAUUUAGGUGUGACAUGUACAGAGGACUACGUAGAAAAAUGCAGUAAGAUCUUGUAUGGAUCUCCUUCUGUCACAAGAGAUAAAAUUGUUUGGACUGAAGAACAAAAACAGCGGGUCACCGAGCUGAUGAAAAAAUAUUUGUUUCUAAGAGACUUUUCGUUUGACGAUUUCCUAUCUUAAACUCACAGGUAGCAGCAAGUUUGCGUUUAAAAUUAGGUUUCAUUGGGCUUGCAUUUCUACUCCCUGUGAUUUUACUAGAAAAACGUUACUAAUCAGCCAAGCACAUGCGUUUUUCCGACAAGUUAACCAAUCAGAUUUAUUUAUCUAUGUAUCGCCGUACCAAAGGCAGUGGAGGAUUUCCCAGUCCUCCCAUCCUCUCCCAUUGCCUCUUGAGCCUUAAUCUGACAGUUGGCUGCUAACCUUUUCUUUUCCAUGUUGUGAUCGUUCUGAACAAUACAGUGACUCCUCAGUUAACAGUUGCCUUAAAAACAAGCUACACGAUGUUUUAAGUCAUUUAAUGAACGCCUAACUACCUCAUUUUGAAAGAAGCUUUGAAAUAUAUGUUCGUUACGAUAUAACAACGCAAAAUAAGCAACAGUGGACGAAGAAGGUGUAUGGUUAUUUAACCCCUUAACUCCCAAGAUCUGAUUGUGAAUUCUUCCAUUAAGAUAUAACACUUUUCCUUAUGAAUUAGUUACGAGAACUUGGUGCUAGAUCAGGAUAACAACUUCUACCUGGUAAGUUUGAAUACUCUCAUAACCGGUUUUCUGGAUUUUGUUACAUUUUAAUCAACUCUGGGAGUUCAGGGUUAAGGAAAAAGGGAAUGGAAAUUUUGACCUAAAAAUUAACGAAGCCUAGCUUUUAAUUUACACAAACCAUGUGGCAGAUCUUUCAAUUUUUAACCAUUCAUAUUACUUUUUUUUUCGGUUUAGCGCCAAUCCAACGCGCACCAGUCCACACCGUGCCAAUUCACUGCAAGCCAAUCCAUAGCGAGCCAAUCCAAACCGAGGCUAUUAGUGAUCAAAGCCCAGACCCUUUCUAUAACAUUCUCGAGUAACUCCCAGACACCGACGAUUGUGACGACACGACUGAAUGCCGUUGCAGGGAGGUGUGAAGAAUAUACAACAAUACCACCUACCUAUUAUUUCUAAUAAUGCCGUUUAGUUUAUCGUCAUUCGAAUAUAUUAUCCCAGGGUACGGCACAUUUCAAUCAACAAGUCUGUCGUAAUUUUUUAGUGAUUUUUGCAGGUACACUUUGAAAGCCUCAGAGAUCCACUAAGGAAAUACUAGAUGUAUCCUCCAAUAUGUUUAAAAAGCUUAAUUUACUAGAAGUAAGUCUGAACCAUUCUUAAACAUGUAAGCAAAGUUCUCUAUGCGUCAUCAGGGAAAUAACAGGCAUUUUUUUCCUUGUUUUACAUUCCCCUUUGGCUAAAGACUAAUAUUUUAAUGUUUGGAAACGGGAAACUUGUUAAGAAAACUUUUUAAUGAUGCAAUUGAAUUCCUCCACGUGCAAAUGACUUUAUCAGGACUCUUGCUUAGGGGACUGGUUAAAGAACAAUUUAGUCAAGUAUGAAACAAAUUGUGUGAAAAUAGAAAUAUAUUUCUUUUUAUGAGCGUGCAGUUGCAAUGUAGCGAGUUGCGUUGCCUAGAAACUUGACGUACUCCUGAAGAAACGUGUCCUGAUGAAUGCGAACACCGAUCAGGUGUUGAGUAAAAGACUAUUAAGGCCAACAUUUUGUGGCAUUUUUUUUUUUUUCAUCCCGUAUUGGCGAUUUUUCUUUUAAUCAAGCAGAACAAAAUUAACGAGGAAAGGAAUUUUCAAACUUCUUGAGUUUAUACAGAGGAAUGUUGUACUGGACAUAAUUCAUAAAUAUAUAUGCCGAGUGCGUUCAAAGUUGACAAAUAUGAAUUGUGGCUUUAAUUCCCAAGUGAAAUUUUUAACUUGACUGAGGAUCAUAAAUUUGUCCAGCAUUUACUUUAAAGGAGUUAUUUUCCUAAGAGAACCCUAUUUUUUCGGAUCGAGGGCGACAUGAAAAAUAACCGUAAAAAGAUUAAACUUCCAAAAUUUUCAGGCUAUCAUAGGUGCCUGAAUCCAUCAAUACAGAAAAUCUUUUGACUGAAGUCAAAUUUAAGUUUAUUUAUUUAAAUUUCCAUUUAUUUCAACAUCUUUACAUCCUCAGGUUGGUUAUAGUUGAAGCAUAAUCAUAGUAAUAAUCCUCUAAUCGCUCUGACGAAGGGCUAACGCUCGAUACGUCAGCUUUUUUACCCUUUACGGUGGCUAAUUUACGUUUUCAACCCAGUUGUUAACACUAAAUUACCUGCUAUACUCUCCCACCGACGCAGCACCACAGUUUCUUUAGAAACUUACCCCUUUAUUAUAGUUGAAUUAAAGCUUACCUCUUUCUCUCCUACGAGUGUUCAUUACGUAAAAUCUCCCAACAGUUCUGAUACACAUUCCAACAGAGAGGUUAUGAGAAUUGUCACAAUAAUCAACGGAGGAUUUAGAUAACCUUCAUGUAAAUUCCAAUUUUUAUAAAGCUACUGUAGCUUGAAAAGAAUUGUGGAGUCAUCUUUCGGGAGAAUUGACUCUCAAGGAGUGAAAGACUUAUAACCCAUCCAGCAAAUCAACCAUAUUUAGUUUAACCAGGUUUAACUGGAUGAAAAUCAAAAAUAGAAAACUGAAAGACUAAGUUUUUUACAUAGUGUUCAAGAAAUCACCUUUACUUUCACUGCGCUAAAGAUGAAGUCGACAAACAUCAGUUUAAGUAGCUUCUAUCAAGAACACAAUUUGAAUUGUGUUGGACAAAACAGGUACAGAAGUCGUUUUAGUUUUGGUGUAGAUAGAGUAUUAGAUUGAAAGUAGAAAAACUUAUUAAAUAAUAAAACCCUAUCAUCAAUUUAGCUCUUUCUAAUAAGUGAAAUGAUAAGGUGUAACAAGAGAAUAACAAGUUACUCUCGCUUGAAUUGUAUAUAAUGAUUUUAAUAAAUAUAUAUUUACUUUGUAACAUUAUCCUUCGGCGUUUCCAUUUAUUAACGCUAUCCACUGGAUAAAUCUCCAACCGAUGGAUAGCGAGCCGCUUGGAUAGUGAACCCUGAUCGUUAAUCUUCGUUUCGUUGCAUUUACAAGAUGUGUUCAUUUUGGGACGAGUGUUGAAGUUUCAUUUUCAAAAUUAUAUAUUGAGGCAAAACGACAAAAGAAUGUUACGGUAACCUAAUAUCUACUUUGACUAAUUUGUCGUUUCUCAAGACUCAGUGAAAAUUUACAUUUCGACAAAAUUACCUCGGGUUAGUUCGAGAACCGUAACUUUGACUAAGAGCUUUAAUAAAUUGCAAUAUGACUUUACUGAACAGUGACUGUCAAGAUUGUCGAUAAAUUUCUAACUGCACUGACAAUAAGCCGAGCAAACCAAACAUGAAGUAUUUUUGACAACUUGGCUUUGUGACACGUGACACAGAGCUUCUUUUCGACAAAUUUCCUAAGCGUGGUCGUGAUAAUGGGCGUCAAUUACACGCACAUACUUUCAGCAAAAUUGUGGUUUCUAGGCAACUAUUCGCAAAACUAAGAACACCCACAUGUCAUACAUAUUGACCUUGAAAUAUAGUUAGAAUCCAUUUUUAUCGUUUGCGAUAACUAUUUACGCCUUAUUUACUUUCAUUUUGCUAUUUGCCGGCUAGUAAUAGGCCAUUUCCGUCAUAUUAAUUCUAACGUGACUCCGAGGCUUGGGGGAAUAAAACCUCGAUGUGAUUUUCUUUGUUUUAUUCCCUAAAGCCUCGGAGCCAAGUUUGAAUUUUAAUUCAGAGAAAACGGCCUAAGGGAUGCGCUUUUAAAAGUCAUUAACUUAAAUAAUGAUAUUUAUACAAGCAUCAGAGACAAAAAGAAAUAAAUUCACAUGAGCAUGGUUCGAUCGCUACGUCGAAACUCUCAAGGCACUUUUAUUUUUGUUAACCAAGAAGUUACCAUUCAAAAAACUGACUCAAGGUUGGGGUAAGAAAAUUAUUUUCCUCUAUAGACAUGUAUGUUCUGAUUCUUAAUUGAAUGUGGCUCUUGAACUAUACAUGUAACCCUUAAGAUUUCAGUUCACCCAGCUUCUCGAUAAAUUGGGAGGAUUAAGUUCCACAAAACAUUAGGAUAAUUUUUGAAAAUUCAAGCAAAACGUAAUUAAAUCAUUUUUUUGUCGUUCCAUCCGUUUCAUUUACACUACGGAUAUCAGAAAGUUUUUUCAAAAAUUAUUUACACGCCAUUGUUUCUAUCACACACAUAGGCUAGAGACUUCAAUACUUCCUGGGUUAUUCUUUUAUCACUGAGCUAUUCACUCUGAUUAGCAAUAUUUAUAUUGGAUAUUUUUCUGACAUGCAAAACAGAAAACCUUCCGCACACCACAUGUUUAUGAAUACCCUGUUCCACAAAAGUAACAUGAUUCAUGAAUAUAGUGAGUAAUUGACAUUGGACCAAUAAUUAAAUAGUAACAACUAAUCAUAUUGGUGCUACUAAUAAUAAUAAUAGCAAUAGUAAUAGUAAUUAUAAUUUAUAGGGGUUAGUUCAAGAACUUCAUUGUUCCUCUAUCCUCCAGGGGAGGACGAGGAGCCUGGUUCUUUAGGGACUUGGCACAACCAAGAGAAUAUUCUCGUGGCAUAACUGAUCACCUUAGCGGGGUGGAGGAUUUUAGUUGGAGUUGUUCACACGCUUUUCAGAGGGGCGGGGCAGAGGGGACACAGUCGUCGCCAACAGACUAUGAAAGCGGCGGGGGGGGGGAUCUCUGACUGGUCGUAGUACAACCAAAAUCCUCAAAACCCCUCCCCCCCCCCACCCCUGCUACCUGGGAGAUAAAUAAUGACCGGCCCCUAGGAGUUAACAAAACCCGCUGGGGACGGAGAGGGGAUUUGAAAGAAAGUGCUUACUGUAACUUUCGCUCCCUGCUUUGACACUCACGUUCACUGUUGGAAUAAAAAGAGAUCAUUUUGGGCUGGGUGUUGAAGUUUCAUUUUCCAAAAUAUGUUUUGAAGUAAAAAGUAAUAAUGAAUUUGUUACGUUAUACAUGUAAUAUAAAUUGUUAUCUAUUUUCUCACGACUGUAUGAAAAUCUACUUCUCGCCAAAAAUACCUCACGCUAAUUCGAGAAAUUUUGGCUAAUAACUAUAGUAAAAGGUAAAAUGACUUUAUUAAAUAGUGACUAUUCCGUGAUUGUCAAGUUCCAAAAUUUCCAAUUGCAAUAAGUCGAGCCAAUCAGCAAAAUCGGUUUGACCUAAUCUUUAAGGAUUUUUGAUAGCUAAAUUUUCUAAAGUCUCUGUACCUCAAAAUCAUGAGUUGUAAUUUGCGGUUUAGAUUCAGGGGUUUUAAUUCAUACCUUAAAUUCUCCCUUGGUCCCUCCUGGAAGGAAAAGGGUUAAGCAUAAUCUUGAUAAUGACUGCCCUUUAGAAGCACAUACUUUCGGUAAAAUUAUGGUUUCUAUGCAACAAUCCGAAAAACUAAUAACACCUUCAUGUCACACCUAUGUUCAUUUUACUUUUAUUCUAUAAAAUAUAGCAAGCUCACUUCUAUGUGUCAAUAGAGCCCAUUUUUAUUGUUUGCGAUCGCUUUUUUACGCCUUCACGAUAUUCAUUUCGCAAUUGGCCUCGACUCAUUUAGCUGAGGGAUGCGCUUUUGAAAAUCAUUAGCAUAAAGAAAUGAUAUUUACAUAACUAAGCAUCAGAAACAAAAAGAAAACCAUUUCCUUCGGGUAUGGUUCGAUCGCUACGUCACACCUCUCAAGACACUUUAUUUAACAUUUAACCAAAGAAGUUUCUAUUCCAGAAAUUGACUCAAAAUUGAGGUAAGGAUAUUAUUUUUCUCUAUCGACAUUAACGUUCCGACUUUUGAUUGAUUUACAAUUUACAAUAGGGCUCUUGAAUUUUACAUGUAAACAACGAAAUUAAAUUUCACCCAGCUUCUCGAUAAAUUGAGAGGAUCAAGUUCCACAAAACGUGAUGGUAAUUUUUUGAAAAUUCACGCACAACGUAAUGUAUUGAAAUGUUUCUUUUUCGUUUCGCCUAUUUUAUACAUACUCAGACACUAGAAACUAUUUUCAGAAAUAACUAAAGUGUCAUUUUCUAUAUCAUACACGUAGACUGGAGACUUCAAGUCUCCAAGGAGGGUUAGGGAACUGGGAAAUAAUUAGGAUUGCAAGUCGCUAGAUUUAGCUCUCAAAAAAGUGCGUAUAUUCGAAUGUUUAAGAAAAACUAUCUACACUGUAGGGUGGAUAUAUAAAGUAAUGGAGAUCACGAUACAGCUCAGUAAGUUAUUUGACCAGGAUAUUGUUCCCGUUUCUCUGAAAGUGUGGAUUAGAAAUUGCUCGGUGAGAAAGCUCUCAUCGGCACUGUUUUAUGAGCAUCUCGUGGGCUGUUUGCGAGGCCUGUGGUGGGUAUUUCUGUCUCUGUCACUCUUAAGAUUUCCAGUCAGAUCCCUAGCGGUAGAUCACCCAUGGGCGAGCGAAACGGGUUGGCUCGAUUCUUGUAGACCCAGCGAGAAGCUUGUUAGAUACAUGUGCAACAGAGCCGAUGAGCGUAGCCACAGGAGGCCCACAAAGGCGGUUAUGAUAGGUAUAUUAAAUUUUUACAACCCUAAAUGGAAGGAAAAUAUGGUAUCAAGUUGGUAGGCACGGUGAACUGUUUUUGCCUAAAAAGGCAUCAUCAAAAUGACACACUAAAAUGAUCAUGAUACCACCGGAAAAAAGGGGAAAAGGUUAGCUAUCGUAUUAGUAAAGAUAGAGAUAAUUUUCGCCUUAUUGGACCUUAUCAGAAUAACGUUACUAACGUGAUAAUCUCUGCUUGCUUGAGCCAUACUGGGGGAUAUCGGCCCUCUUUAGUUUCUUUUCUUUUAAUUUUUUUUAUCUUUUUUAUUUUUUAAAAUUUUUUUAAAUUUUUUUAUCGGCGUUCCGUACUGUCACGACCUCGAGCCGAUAUUCCUCAGUACGGCCUUCAAGCUCGGUUAAUAAGAAGUUAGUAUCGCAGUUGUAAAGCAGGCGAAUGAUAAUUUCUUCAUAUCACUUUUUAGGUUAUAGGAUAGCAGCAUACAGAAUGUUCGUGAGAUCAGGUUUUCUUCCUUUGCUCAUGAUCGGUUUCCUUUCAAGCCUCUUUUUUGCUACUUAUUUGAUAAUUAAGGAGAAGAAAAUUUCGCCAUCGGGAAGACGCUUGGUGCAGGUACUGGAGACGGUGACGUUCACAGAAAAUGGUAAGUUAAAUCUAAAAAGUAACUUAACUGUGAAAAACUCUGUUAGUUAUUUUACCCCCAAGAGUGACUAGCAUCUUAUUUUUCCUUACGGUGUCGCCGCUGAAUCAAACAUUAAAGAGAUGAGAAUUAAUGAAACAAUGAUAAGAAGAAGCUUUUCAACGUUAAACGAUUCCCCUCGUCAUUGAGAUAAGAAAUGGAUGGCAAACGGUAAGGGGAAUAAGGGGGGGUAAGUUUCUAAAGAAACUGUGGUGCUGCGUCACUGGGAGAGUAUAGCAGGUAAUUUAGUGUUAACAACUGAGUUGAAAACCACCGUAAAGGAUAAAAAGCUGACGUUUCGAGCGUUAGCCCUUCAUCAGAGCGAUUUUAAGGGGAAUAUGCAUGCUGAUUUUGGAAUUAUUUGGUAUUUCUUCACCACGCUCUGUGGUUGGUAUAGAACGCUUGCGCCACCUUCUCAACCAAUCGAACGCGAGUCAGAAGCUGGUUACAGAGCGGCUAAAUCAGAUCUUCUCUUCAUUGAGUUUCCCAAAGGGUCUUAAUAUUUUUGCCGUUUGUAAUAAGCGGCCGUUGAGAUUCAGCACUCGAUAAUGCUAGUGCGAUCAUCCUGAAAAAAUACCGAUGGUACUAAAAAAAUAUUCUCGUAUCGUAUUCUCGUAUCCAUAUUGCAUUCAAUAUGGAUACGAGAUGGCAGAAAGUCAACUUGAAAUUGGUCAAGUGUACCUGUGAAAUACUUUUUCUCCAAAAAACCCAAAUGGAAAUAUCGCAAACGAUGAAGCACAGAAAAUAUGGCAAACAAUUUGAUCGUGUAGUCUGACUGUCAUGGCGAGGGAAGUCCUGAGGGGGACUCUUUUCGGUGAUGGUGACAGGCGUUUCGUCAACAUUAGCGUAGGUCAUCAUUAGAGUUCAGGCUAAAAGUUCGAUUUGAAGUGAGAUUUGAAGGGGUAGAGACUGGGUCUAGACAGGAUACGUCUAAUCUCGACCCAAUCCCUUCUCUUCCGUCAGUACAAGUAUGCGUUCAUCUUCUCUCCAAGACUGACUGUUUUGAUUUGAUUUUUUCAGAGGAAGCGCCCUCACUUUCCUAUGCAGAGAAGCUUCUUAAAGCCUACGAUGAAGUGGAGACCUUUGUAAUGUUCAUUGGUUAUCCUCGCAGCAGCCAUAGUUUGGUUGGCGCCAUCUUGGAUGCUCACCCUGAAAUAAUUAUUCCACACGAGUUUAAUCUGUUGGAAAAAUGGAGAAGUUACAAUCUUCCAGCGUUCAAAAGGAAAAACCUACUAAGAUAUAAGUUAUAUUUUGAUCUUCACCAGACCUCUCUCAAGCAAGCCAUCUUUGGAAUACGGGCAAGCCGAAAUAGAACAGUUCUUGGCGGGGAAUUUACAUACUUAUACAAUGUUCCAGAUCUAUGGCAAGGUGGAUACAAAAACAGGAUCAAGGUAGGAUUAGAAGACGAUUUUCAUUGCUCAUGGGCUACUAUCACAUACCAGUCAGCCCAAGCUUAUCCUAAAGAAUAAAAAGGACGCACCUGAAUCGGUGGCGGGUAUUACAAGAUAAUUUGGUAUAUCUUCUGAGUUUAUAAUGUAAAUUGGCCACCGUCAAAGAUUUUUAAGUUGAGGUUUCGAGUGUUAGCCAUUCAUCAGCCUGACGAAGAGCUAACGCUCGAAACGUCAACCUUAAAAAUUUUCGGGCAGAAUUCGUGACAUCAUCAAUGAUUCAUAACCGAUAAAACGGCAAAUUUGAACGCGACCUCGCAUUGAUGAGCCCUAAAUUGGCCUAUUUAAACCCACUUUUCUGAGUUUUAGAAGAGCUAACUUCUAGAUCAUGUUGUAUCUACAUUUUGCAAAUAAAAUUUUAACUGAAAUGAAGGACAUUAAAGAAGAAUUGUCCUUUUUCACUUGAAACAAUUCUCUGAAUUUUUGUAUGAAAGUCAUUUCAAGAUCGAUUUUCUUAAAACCCUUACUACUCACCAAAAAUCAACGCACGGCAAAUGGCUGACACACCUUCCAUUUGAGAGAAUCCGUUUUAAUUUUGAAGAUUAAAACGGAUUUUGAAGAGCUAUACACCUGUCAAAUUAAACAGUGCCCAUCGUGAAAUCAAUAGCACUUGUCGAUUUCUUCACAAUUGUCGCGAAUUCUAAAAUCUUUCGGUGCGUCAGCUGAUAAACCUUACCCUUACCGACCAUAUAAAAAAAAUUAGUUAUGAUGGGAGCUCUUUGGGUAGCUUUUUGAAACCGAAUACAGCUUUUAAGUUUUCCCCAGAGUUGAAAGGAUCUUCGGAUGAUGUUUUUUAUAAAUUUUCCUAAAAAUUGUCACAUGAUUUUGCUAGAUAACUUCAUCCAAUGUCUUUCUUAAUAAUAAAUAUAGUUUCGCUCUGAAGAAAAAGAUAUUAAGCGAUUUGACCUUUCGAAAAGCAACAAUCUGUUCCUGCCUCGAAAAAUAUUUUAACGAGGCUUGCGUUGUCUCAGAUAAGACGCUGAAGUUUCACAAGGACUUUUCGAAGUUCUAUGUGAGUGACUGAGUUGGUACGUAGUGACAAUAAGCAUAGCCUACACAGAGAGCGAAACUCUUUCCAAACCGCAUUUAAAAUUUGAGUUCGAACACCCUCAUUUUAUUUGAUGUAUUUUCUGUACUAGUUUUAUCACGACUUUUCCUUUAGGUGAUUGGAGACAAAAAAGGGGGACGAACUUCGCAGCGUAUAAGUAAAGACCCAAGCAGUAUCAAACAGUUAGAAGAAAUCGCUAAAAACGUGGGAGUGCCAAUGAAAUUCAUACACAUUGUCAGGAACCCAUUUGAUAACAUCGCUACCAUGGUACUUCGCAGAGCAGGCGAGCGUGAUCAUGUAAGGGAAGAAGGAGCAAAAGUAAGUUGAUUCAUGAUAUUUGAAAAGUUGUCAAAUUACAUUCUCAUUAUUAGUAAUAUCAUUAUCAUUAUUAUAUAUACAUAAGAAUUAUUACGAGAAAUAUGAUUGGUUGAGAGCAUUUAAAUAAUAUACAGUACAUGGCAUGUGAAGUGAGCAUGAUAAACCAAUAUCGGCAACGGAUAUUGUAGUCAUGAUGUGGAGUUGAAAACCUGCCUAGUUUCGAAGCCCCUCAACCGUGUGGGGUUCUCAAACUUGUGCAAACUCGGAGGGAAGUGUCUUCUUUGGUACAUUGUUUAAAAGGUGAAUAACAUGACAAUUAGUGAUAUGGAUUUCGUAUGGUGUCAAAUUAUGAACCCUAGUGUCUGUGUUUUCUGCCUCUGCCUUCGGCAGAUAACUCAAAUCUUGGUUUUGAUUAUUCGUGAUAUCAUGCUCAACCUCAUCCAAUUGAUCAUUAUCAUUAUCAUUAUCAUCAUCGUCGUCAUUAGUGCCACUGUCACUGUCGGUAUCGCUGUUGUAAUUAUUAUAAUUGCAAUUAUUAUUAAAACCACCAUUAACGAUUUCAUAAUCAGUAUCAACGUCAUUGUAAACAUUAAAAGGAGUCGUCAACAUUUUCUUUAUCGUUCUUAAAAUAAUAAAUACAUUUUUACUAUUUGUCACUAAAAGGUGAACAGCCCAGUGAUUUUGGAGAACUGGAUCAAGCUCUACUUCAACCUUACAAAGGCCAACCAGCGCGUCAGAGAAAGGUUUGGGGAUGCAGUUAUCGAUAUUCCAGGACAUGAAACAAUACUCAGACCGAAAAAAACACUACAAAAAUUGUGUGAUCAUUUAGGUGUGACAUGUACGGAGGACUACAUAGAAAAAUGUAGUAAGAUCUUGUAUGGAUCUCCUUCUGUCACAAGAGAUAAAAUUGUUUGGACUGAAGAACAAAAACAGCGGGUCACUGAGCAGAUGAAAAAUUAUCCUUUUCUAAGAGACUUUUCGUUUGACGAUUACCUAUCUUAAACUCACAGGUAGCAGCUGCAGAAUAAUUUUCAAUUUCGCGUUUAAAAUUAGGUUUCCUUGGGCUUGCAUUUCUACUCCCUGCGAUUUUACUAGAAAAACGUUUCUAAUCAACCAAGCAUACGCGUUUUUCCGACAAGGUAACCAAUCAGAUUUAUUUAUCUAUGUAUCGCCGUACCAAAGGCACUGGAGGAUUUCCCAGUCCUCCCAUCCUCUCCCAUUGCCUCUUGAGCCUUAAUCUGACAGUUAGUUGCUCACCUUUUCUCUUCCAUGUUGCCUUUGGCCGGUGUUUUGAUGCGCUAAAAUAAAACAUGUACUUUGUGAUAAUUAUGCAAACAAUUAAAUUGUAGAAAGAACAGUUAAAAAUUCAACUGUCUCUUAAAGGCACUGUCAGCGACAGUACAAUGAGUUUGAUUGAUAUGCUACUGGUUAGACGAAACACCAAAAAAUAAACACCUAAGUGCUAAGAAUAGACUGUUUUUAGCUUGAUCUCAACUCAAAACAACGUUUUUGCUGUUUUGCUGCUAAAUUACGCUGUUUUCAGUUUUUUUUGUACUGAAUUAAGAGUGUCACCUGUUUGCAGCUAAUGACGCUGUUUUAAGCUAUAUCUCACUCAUAACAACAUUUUUCUCUCUGUGAUGCUAAAUUACGCUCUUUUCAGCUUUAUCGUACUGAAAACCCUUUCUAUAUACUUGUUUGUUGCUGUUACACUGUUCUUACCUUCCUUUCAUGAAAAGUGGUUUUCUAGCCUGUUCGCAGCUAAUUGACCGAUUUUAGCUUGAUGUUGCCGAAAACAACGUUUUUGCUGUAUUGUUGCUAACUUACGCUGAAUUCAGAUGUUUAUCUGUUUGCAGCUAAUAGCGGUGUUUUAGGCUAUAUCUCACUCAUAACAACAUUUUUCCUGCUGUGGUGCUAAACUAUGCUCUUUUCAGCUCUUUUGCACCGAAAACCCUAUUUUGUGCAUGUUUGCUGUUUGCAGCAAAUUGACUGAUUUUUGCUUGAUCUCACCUAAAACAAUAUUUCUGCUGUUUUAUUAGUAAAUUUCGCUUUUUCCAAAUUUUUUGCACUGAAUAAAAAAUUUAGCCUUUUUGAAGCUAGUCACGCUGAUUCUAGCUAUAUCUCAAUCAAAAGAACGUUUUUGCUCUUUUGGGUCCAAAUUACACUCUUACAAGACUUUUUUCACGGCAUAAAGGUUCUGGCCUGUUUCCAGCUAAUCACGCUGAUUCUAGCUAUAUUUCAGUCAAAAAAAUGUUUUUGUUGUUGUGGUGCUAAAUUGCGCUGUGUUCAGUUUUUUCGCACUGGAAACGGUUUUCGCCUAUUUGAAGCUUUUCACAUUGAUUCCAACUAUAUCUCACUCAAAAGAAAAUUUUUGCUUUUUCGCCGCUGUAUUUCAGCUGUAUUGCACCUAGAACCUCUUUUGUGCUGGUUUCCUGGAUUUACGCACUUUUUUUCUUCCUUGAACCAAAACCGCUGUUCUGGCCUUUUUGCAGAUAAUUGACUGAUUUUAGCUAGAUCUCACUCAUAAAAACGUUUUUGCUGUUUUCGGUUCUAAAUUACGCUGUUUUAAGUUUUUUUUUCGCACUGCAUUAAGACUGUCGCCUGUUUCCAGCUCAUUACGCUGUUUUAAGCUACAUCUCACUCAACAACUUUUUUUUUGCUUCUGUGCUUCUGAAUUACGCCCUUUUUAGCUUAAUCGUACCGAAAAACCUUGUGUGUGUCGGUUUUAUGUCUGUUUGUGUGUGAGCCCGAAUAAACUGAUUUAAUAUUUGAAAUAUUGUAAUCCCCUCGUUAAGCCUAAGUGCUUUCUCAUUAGUUAUUCUCUUUACUGUCUGACAUACAAUUCUUCUGUUAUCAAAUAGGAGAAUUUGGUAUUGGAUCAACUAAUAAUUCCCUAAUUGAUAAUAUACUUUAUUCUCAUCACUUCUAUAGUUGAUAUUGUAUUGAUAUUGUAAGGAGAAAUUCUCUCUUGGUCACCCGUGGGAGGUAAAGUUAAGCAUGGCCUUGAUUAAAAGUACAUACUUUCGGUAAAAUUAUGGUUUCUAUGCAACAAUCCGAAAAACUAAUAACACCUUCAUGUCAAUUACAUUUACAAUUUUAUUUACUUUUAUUCUAUAAAAUAUAGUAAGUUCACUUCUAUGUGUCAAUAGAGCCCAUUUUUAUCGUUUGCGAUCGCCCUUUAACACCUGAUUGAUAUUCAUUUCGCAAUUGGCCUCGACUCAUUUAGCUGAGGGAUGCACUUUCGAAAAUCAUCAACAUAAAAAAAAAUGAUAUUUGCAUAACUAAGCAUCAGAAACGAAAAGAAAACCAUUUCCUUGGAGUAUGGUUCGAUUGCCACGUCACAUCUCUCAAGACACUUUAUUAAACGUCUAAUCAAAGAAGUUUCUAUUCCAGAAAUUGACUAAAAAUUGAGGUAAGGAUAUUAUUGUUCUCUAUCGACAUUAACGUUCCGACUCUUGAUUGAUCAAUGAGUGUCAAUUUUCAAUAGGGCUCUAGAAUUUUACUUGUAAACAACGAAAUUAAAUUUCACCCAGCUUCUCGAUAAAUUGAGAGGAUCAAGUUUCACAAAACAUGAGGGUUUUUCGUUUCACCUAUUUUAUUCAUAUUACAGACACCAGAAACUAUUUUAAAAAAUAACUCACAUGUCAUUUUCUAUAUCAUACACGUAGACUGGAGACUUCAACUCAUCGUUAUUCUUUUACAAUCAGCUAUUCACUCUGUUUCAAAGGAAGGUUAAGGAACUGAGAAGUAAUUAAGAUUGCAAUUCAAGUCGCUAGAUUUAUCUCUCAAAAAUGCGCGUAUAUUCGGAUGUUUAAUAAGAAAUACUAUUUACACUGUAUGGUGGAUAUAGCAGAAAAAAAUGUUAUUAAGUUGAUAGGCACGGAGAACUGUUUUAGCUUUAAAAGGAAUCAUCAAAAUCACAAACUUAAAUGAUGAUACUACCGAAAAAAAAGGAGAAAAAGAUAAGCCAUGGUAUUAGUAAAGAUAGAGAUAAUUUUGGCCUUAUUGAACCCUAUUAGAAUAAAAAAAGUCGUCAAGUCUCGGUGUCCCACUGACAAAGAUUUUAAGGCCCUCACCGAGCGUGAGGGCCUUACUGGGGAAGAUUGGCCCGAUGUUGUGGCGAUACAGACCUCGCUGUAUUCGGACCGCGCGAAAACGACCGAGGGAAAAUAUUUCCCAGCUCGCCUAUAAAUCAUUUUAUCAUAUGGCAAGGUAGUCCUGGGGUAAAUUCGAGCGUUCUGAUUGAUCACUUCCACGGAAACGGUCAUAAGCCGGUCAUAAGCCAACAAAUCCAAAAUAAACAAGUUUGAUCCGAGUGCCAUAUGAUAAACUACUUAAUAACUUUGCUUCCUUGAGCCAUACUGAGGGAUAUCGGCCCUCGUUCGCUCUUUUUUUUAUUGGCCCUUGCUGCACGUAGUCCGCACUGUCACGACCUCGAGCCGAUAUUUCUCAUUACAGCCCCUUAAACCCGGUUAAUAAUAAGUUAGUAGCGCAGUUGUAAAGCGUUUGAUAACUUCUUCAUAUCAUCUUUGAAGGUUAUAGGAUAGCAGCAUACAGAAUGUUCGUGAGAAAGGGUGUUCUUCCUUUGCUCAUGAUCGGAUUCCUUUCGAGCCUCUUUUUUGUCACUCGCUUGAUAGUUAAGGAGAAGAAAAUUUCGCCAUCGGGAAGACGCGAGGUGCAGGUAUUGGAGACGGUGACGCUCACAAAAAAUGGUAAGUUAACUCCAAAAUGCAACUUAACUGUGAAAACCUCUGUUAGUUAUUUUACCCCUAAGAGUGACUAGCAUCUAAUUUCUCCUUACGGUAUCGCCGCUGAAUAAACAUUAAAGAGAUGAGAAUUAACGAAACAAUGAUAAGAAGAAGCUUUUCAACGUUAAACGAUUCCCCUCGUCAUUGAGAUAAGAAAUGGAUGGCAAACGGUAAGGGGAAUAAAGGGGGGUAAGUUUCUAAAGAAACUGUGGUGCUGCGUCACUGGGAGAGUAUAGCAGGUAAUUUAGUGUUAACAACUGAGUUGAAAACUUAAAUUGGCCACCGUAAAGGAUAAAAAAGCUGAAGUUUCGAGCGUUAGCCCUUCAUCGGAGCGAUUUUAAGGGGAAUAUGCAAGCUGAUUUUGGAAUUAUUUGGUAUUUCUUCACCACACUCCGUGGUUGGUAUAGAACGCUUGCGCCACCAUCUCAACCAAUCGAACGCGAGUCAGAAGCUGGUUACAGGCCGGCUAAAUCAGAUCUCCUCUUCACUGAGUUUCCCAAAGUGAUGGCAAUUAAAGACAUAAUGAUAAGAAGAAGCUUUUCAACGCUAAAAUAAUUCUCCUCAUCAUUGACAUAGGAAAUGUAUGGCAAACAGUAAAGGGAAUAUACAUACUGAUGUAAGGAUUUAUUUGGUAUUUAUUCAUCUCGCUCUGUGGUUGGUAUGGAAAGCUUGCGCCACCUUUUAACCGACCUAUCGGACGCCAGUCAGAGGCCGGUUACAGGCCGGCUAAAUCAGAUCUUCUUUUCAUUGAGUUCCCCGAGGGGUCUUAAUAUUUUUGUCGUUUGUAAUAAGCGACCGUUGAGAUUUAGCUUUCGAUAAUGUAAGCGCGAUCAUCCCGAAAAAAAUACCAAGGGUACUACGAAAACACUCCAUGAAUGCAAUAUGGAUAUGAGAUGGCAGAAAGUCAACUUGCAAUUGGUCAAGUGUACCUGGGAAAUACUUUUUCACCAAGGAAACCCAAAUGGAAAUAUCGCAAACGAUGAAGCACAGAAAAUAUGGCAAACAAUUUGAUCGUGUAGUCUGACUGUCAUGGCGAGUGAAGUCCUGAGAGGGACUCUUUUCGGUAAUGGUGACAGACGUUUCGCCAACAUUAGUGUAGGUCAUCAUCAAAGUCCAAGCUAAUAAUUCGAUCUGAAGUGAGAUUUGAAGGGAUAGAGACUGGGUCUAGGCAGGAUGCGUCUAGUCUGGACCCAAUCCCUUCUCUUUCGUCAGUACAAGUAUGCGUUCAUCUUCUCUCCAAGACUGACUGUUUUGAUUUGAUUUUUUCAGAGGAAGCGCCCUCACUUUCCUAUGCAGAGAAGCUUUUUAAAGCUUACGAUGAAGUGGAGACCUUUGUGAUGUUCAUUGGUUAUCCUCGCAGCAGCCAUAGUUUGGUUGGCGCCAUCUUGGAUGCUCAUCCUGAAAUAAUUAUUCCGCACGAGUUUAAUGUGUUGCAAAAAUGGAGAAAGUACAAUGUGCCAGAGUUCCAAAGUAAAAACCUGGUAAGAUAUAAGUUAUAUUUUGAUCUUCACCAGACUUCUACCGAGCAAGCUAUGUUUGGAGUACGGGCAAGCCGAAAAAGGACAGUUCUUGGCGGGGAAUUGACAUACUUAUACAAUGUUCCAGAUCUAUGGCAAGGUGGAUACAAAAACAAGAUCAAGGUAGGAUUAGAAGACGAUUUUCAUAGCUCAUGGGUUACUAUCACAUACCACAGUCAGCCUAAGCUUAUCCUAAAGAAUAAAAAGGAUGCACCUGCAUCGCUGGCGGGUAUUACAAGAUAAUUAGGUAUAUCUCCUAAGUUUAUAAUGUAAAUUGGCCAUCGUAAAAACUUGAGUUUUGCUGGAUAACUUCUUUUAAUAUCUUUCUUAAUGGUAAAUAUGUUUUCGCUCUGAAGAAAAAGAUUUUAAGCGAAUUAACCUUUCGACAAGUGACAAUCUGUUCCUGCCUGGGAAAAUAUUUCAACGAGGCUUGCGUUGUCCCAGAUAAGAAGUUGAAGUUUCACAAGGAAUUUUCGAGUUUCUUUAUGGCUUCGUUGCACGUAAUAACAAAAAGCAUAGCCUACACAGAGAGCGAAACUCUUUCCAAACUGCACUUCAAAUUUGAGUGCGAACACCCUCAUUUUAUUUGAUGUAUUUUCUCUACUGGCUUUAUCACUUUUCUUUUAGGUAAUAGGAGACAAAAAAGGGGGACGAACUUCGUUGCUUAUAAGCCGAGACCCAAGCAGUAUCAAGCAGUUAGAAGAAAUCGCUAAAAACGUAGGAGUGCCAAUGAAAUUCAUACACAUCGUCAGGAACCCAUUUGAUAACAUCGCUACCAUGGUACUUCGCGGUGCAGGCGAGCGUGAUAAUGUUAGGGAAGAAGGAGCAAAAGUAAGUUCAUAAAUCAUAUUUGAAAAGAUAUCAAAUAACAUUCUCAUUAUCACGGUAACAUCAUUGUCAUUAUUAUAUAUACACAGGAGUCCAUUACUUCUGAUAUACAUUAGAAUUUUUACUAGAAAUAUGAUUGGUUGAGACUAUUUAAAUGAUAUACAAUAGCAUGUGAAGUGAGUACGAUAACCCAAUAUCGGCAGCGGAUAUUGUAGUUAUCAUGCGGAGUUAAAAAACCUACCUAGUUUCCAAGUCCCUCGACCAUGUGGGGUUCUCAAACUUUUGCAAACUCAGAGAGAAGUGUCUUCUUUGAUACAUUGUUUAGAAAAUGCAUAAUAAGACAAUUAGUGAAUUGGGUUUUCGUAUGAUGUCAUGAAUUAUCAAACCUUGUGUCUGCGUUUUCUGCCUCUGCAUUUUCGUUAUUGUUAUCACAAUCAUAAUCAAUGUCGUUAUCGUUAUCAUUUUUUUCUAUUUGUCACUAAAAGAUGAAAGGAUCAGUGAUUUUGGAGGAUUGGAUCGAGCUCUACUUCAACCUUACAAAGGCUAGCCAGCGCGUCAGAGAAAGGUUUGGGGAUGCUGUUAUCGAUAUUCCAGGACAUGAAACAAUACUCAGACCGAAAGAAACACUACAAAAAUUAUGUGACCAUUUAGGUGUGACAUGUUCAGAGGAAUACAUAGAAAAAUGCAGUGAGAUCUUGUAUGGAGCUCCUUCUGUCACAAGAAAUAAAAUUGUUUGGACUGAAGAACAAAAACAGCGGGUCACCGAGCAGAUGAAAAAAUAUCCGUUUCUGAAAGACUUUUCGUUUGACGAUUUCCUAUCUUAAACUCACAGGUAGCAGCCGCUGGAACAAUUUUCAAUUUUGCGUUUAAAAUGAGGUUUCAUCGGGUUUGCAUUUCUACCCCCUGAGAUGUUUUUAGAAGGGAAUCAAAGGCACUCGAGGGUUUCCCAGUUCUCCCAUCCUCUCCCAUUGCUGCUUAAGCCUUAAUCCAACAGUUAGUUGCAAAACUUUUCUCUUUCAUGUUGCCUUUGGCCAGCAUUUUGCUUUGCUAAAAAAAGUGUACUUUUUGAUAAUUAUGUAAAAAAAAUUAACUUGUGGAAAGAUAAUAAAUAAAGUUGUUUUUAAAGGCAUGUCCGCGACAGUACAAUGAGUUUAGUAGAUAUGCUACUGUUAUCAAAUUUCUAUUGUUUGAUUACCGGUUACAUGUUGCAUCAGUAAACGUUUCAACUUUAUUUUCAAAAAAUGUCAAAGAGGAAAGAGGUAGUUUUCGUUAGAAAGAAAUCCUGACGAAAGUGAUACAUUGGACUUCUCUAUUCAGUGGAUAAAGGAGUCAGAAAAGUCAAAAAUACAGAGAGGGGACGGCAGGAGAAACUAGGCACGAACAUUUUGAUGAAACCUCUUAAAUGCUGUAGAUCGUAGAUUAUGAGAUCCAACAAAUAACGAAACUAGACAUUUGUCACCUAAUUAAGCAAUAAACAAGUCAACUAAACCAAACACACAUGGUAUCACCUUUUAUUUCUCUGACAGGAGUAGGUAACAUUUACGUGGUUCUAAGAGUAAAUCAAUUUGGUUUCACGUAAGCAGUGGCUCAACUCAUUUAAAUAUCUGUAACAACUGCUGCUUCUGGAAACCUUCAGAUAUGUCAAUUCUUAUUGAUUGUGUCUUGCACCCAGUACUUCAGAUCCAUCAUGUCAGCAUACAUACCGUAUCAACCCUUGCGCGCGCAGUCUAUUCCCCAGCUCACCGCACCCAUCAGAUACCACUUCUCAUUCUUAGAGCGGACCAGCGGUACUCCACUAUCUCCUUAGCAAGCGUCAAUCCCUCUUUAAGUGCACCUUGCACAGCGCAUGCGCGGUGAAAUAGUGUAGCCCAAGUCUUGACAGGCGGAUUGGCAAGAGUCUCUUGAGAUUAGAGGUACAGUCGAACCUCGAUUAUCCGGACUCGGUGGGACUAGGGUAAAUAGUCCGGAUAAUCGAGAGUCCGGAUAAUCGAAAAUAUGAAUAUUAAUGAGACAAUGUAAACAAAAGAAAUAAAGAUAACACAUUUUUAAUUCUAAAAGUUUGCUUCAACAGAUCGCUUUCGCUUCGUAGACAUGUUGUCGUUUUGAGUUAUGAUCGUCUUGUGUGUUUACAUAACCCACGCUCAGCUUAGCAACAAAACAAUACUGAACAAAUCAAAAUUCAGCUGAACGCAUUAGAAUACUUCUUGUCUCUUUUUGUCUCCGAGCGCUCGAUCUUUCGAAAGCGGAGCGUGUAAUGCGCUGUUUUAAACGCAAUUUUCCUGACUUUUAACAUAAUUUCUGAAUUUUUUUACCUCCUAAAGUUUUUAACAUCUAAGGUCAUUAAUAUUCAUGGAAAAAACGGGACCAGAGAAAAAGUCCGGAUAAUCGAAAAGUCCGGUUAAUCGAUGUCCGGAUAAUCGAGGUUCGACUGUACUUUAGCUUGUUGUAGAAUCUGUUGUACCAAACAGCCAAAUAUGUCAUACCUUACCCAUGCUCUAGAUGCCAUAGAGGGGCAUUUGGCCGACCUCAUUUGUAAGGGGGGAGAGGGGGGAGACAAAUAACGGUAACUGAACUGAGUGGAGGGCAGUUUAGUCUUAAAUCGUACAAAUGAUUUCAAAAUGGAAAGAGCCUGUAGCGCGAGUUUGAUUUGAAAUCACAAGUAUGACUUUAUUACUACAGAAUAGCAAGUACUUGAACUAAUGAAAGGCGUUGAUACCUCUAAAGCAUGUGGUUAUGAUGGAAUUGGCAACAGGAUUAUUAAGAUGUGCAGUGAUGGUUUUCAUGUCUAUUUCACUCGUUUUAUCAACAUGUCUUUUUCACUUGGUCAGUUCCCCAGUGAGUAAAAGCUUGCAAAUGUUAUUCCUAUAUUCAAAAAUGAUAACCCUUAACUCAAAGUGAAUUACCGUCCCGUUUCUCUGCUGGCAAGUUCUUCCAAAAUCUGUGAAAAUAUUUUUUUCUUUUACUUGAACAAUUUUUGAUGGAGAUUGGUUUUCUUUAUAAACUCCAGUCUGGUUUCAGACCUGGUGAUUCAGCAAUCAACCAACUGAUUUUCUUUGUACAAUAGAGAGGUACGUGCUAUUUUCCUAGAUAUAAGCAAAGCAUUUGAUAAGGUGUGGCAUGCUGGUUUGUUGUGUAAGCUGGAGGCUUUAGAAGUACAACCGCCCUUACUUCAAUGAUUCGAAAGUUAUUUGCUUAACCGAAAGCAGCGGGUAGUUAUAGAUGAGUAAUCCUCUGAUUGGUGAACAGUCAACUCCGGAGUCCUUAAAGGGUCUUUGAUAGGACCGCUUCUAUUCUUAUUUACAUCAGUGAUAUUACUGAUGAUUUCGCCUCUCUUCCUUUGAUUUAUGCCGAUGAUACCACAAUGUUUGAAAUUGUUGACGAGCCAGCCGUAUCAGCUGGUCGUCUUAAUUCUGAUCCAAACAAGAUCUCCGAAUGGGCUGACAAAUGGUUGGUAACUAUGAAUCCUGUUAAAUCUCGCAAUGUUGUAUUUUCUCUCAAGCGUAAUAAACAAGAUCACCCGCCUCCAUUUCUUGACACCAAGGUCGUCAAAGACGUUGAGUGUCACACUCACUUAGGCCUAACUUUGCAGAGUAAUAUGUCGAGGAGAAAUCAUAUAGUUUAGAUGUACAAGAAAGCCUCUAAACGAUCAAAUAUGCUGAAAUAUGUCAAAUACAGAGUUGAUAGAUCCACCUUAACAUACUUGUACAAACGCCUGAUUAAACCACUCAUGGAAUAUGGGGAUGUUAUCUGGAACAACUGUCAUCUUUACAGAAUAAUGUUCGAUACGAAGCCGCAAGAGUGGUAACAGGAGCCAUUAGGGGAACCAACUCUGCGAGGUUUCGUGAUUAACUUGCUUGGGAGCCUCUUAGUAUCAGGAGAGAAUGACAUAAAUUAAGCCAGUUUUACAAAAUAGUCAAGAAUCUUGCUCCACGUUAUUUAAAUGAACUAUUGCCCAAACUAUUUAGUGAACGUACACAUUUUCGUCUCAGAUCAAGAGAACACUUCACUCAACUUCUUUGUAGAACUUCUACGCUUCAAAAGUCUUUUUUUCCAUCAGCAAUCAAUGGCUGGACCUAGAUGUCCGAAACACUGUAUCUCUUCCCACUUUAAAGCAAUAACUCGGUCAAUUCUCUUUCCGCAUACUUACAAUGGGUUAUAUGAUCGUUCUUUGUCAAGGCGUGCACCUGUUGAUCACACCCGCCUCAGACUUGGGUUCUCUUGUCCAAGCGAAUAUCUCUUCAAAAUUAAUAGUUGUGUGUCGCCUAUUUGCGAGUGCAGUUUUGACUCUGAAUCGGUGAAACACUUUUUCUUGCAUUGCCCAAGGUAUGCCGCUCAACGUGAUGUUAUCCUUACCUCUGCUGCUAAUAUUCUCGGUGAAACAUGGUCAUCGAGUAGUGAUGCUAGGAAACUAAUUUUCUAUUGUAUGGUGUUCAGUCUGUAAAUUGCAACGUCAACCGUGCUUUUUUUUCGCAAAGCACAAAAGUUUUGUAAUAAACACUAAUCGCUUCUCUGAGGCCAUUGUUUAAUUGUUUAAACAAUAUAUUCCUAGCUUAGUAAGGCUAAUUCGUUGCUAUUGCAAUUUGUGUGUGUCGGUUAUGUGUCUGUUUGUGUGUAAGCCCGAAUAAAUUGAUUUUAUAUUUGAAAUAUUGUAAUCCCCCUCGUUAAGCCUAGGUGUUUUGGGGAAAACAAUGAUAAAUAUGUUUCACUAAAAAAAAAAAAUAAUAAAAUAAAAAAAUAAAAAACUCCUAAGAUCUCAUUAGUAAUUCUCUUAACUGUCUGACAUACGUUUCUUAUGAUUUCUAUCAGGAGAAUUUGGUAUUGGAUCAACUAAUAAUCCCCUAAUUGAUAAUAUGCUUUCUUGUCAUCACUUCUAUAGUCGAUAUUGUUUUGAUAUUGUAGGAGAAAUUCUCUCUUGGUCACCCAUAGGAGGUAAAGGUUAAACAAGGCUGGCCUUCAUUGGAAGUACAUACUUUCGGUCAAAUUAUGGUUUCUAUGCAACAAUCCGAAAAACUAAUAACACCUUCAUGUGUUAUUAGUUUUUGGAAUUGUUCUUUUUACUUGUAUUCUAUAAAAUAUAGUAAGCUCACUUCUAUGUGUCAAUAGAGCCCAUUUUUAUUGUUUGCGAUCGCCUUUCGUGAUAUUGGCCUCGACUCCUUUAGCUGAGGGAUGUGCUUUUGAAAAUCAUUAGGAUAAAGACAUGAUAUUUACAUAACUAAGCAUCAGAAACGAAAAAAAACCAUUUCAUUGAGGCAUGGUUCGAUCGCUACGUGACAUCUCUCAAAACACUUUAUUUAACAUUUAACCAAAGAAGUUUCUAUUCCAGAAAUUGACUCAAAAUUGAGGUAAGGAUAUUAUUUUUCUCUAUCGACAUUAACGUUUUGACUCUAAAUUACAACGUCAACCGUCCUUUUUUUCCGCGAAGUACAAAGUUUUGUAAUUAACACUAAUCGCUUCUCUGAGGCCAUUGUUUGAUUGUUUAAAUAAUACAUUCCUAGCUUAGUAAGUCUAAUUCGUUCCUAUUGCAACUUGUAUGUGUCGGUUAUGUGUCUGUUUGUGUGUAAGCCCGAUCGAAUAAAUUGAUUUUAUCUUUGAAAUAUUGUAAUCCCCCUCGUUAAGCCUAGGUGUUUUGGGGAAAACAAUGAUAAAUAUGUUUCACUAAAAAAAAAAAAAAAAAAAAAAAAAAAAACUCCCAAGAUCUCAUUAGUAAUUCUCUUUACCGUCUGACAUACAAUUCUUAUGAUGUCAAUUAUGCUUUCUUGUCAUCACUUCUAAAGUCGAUAUUAUUUUGAUAUUGUAGGGGAAAUUCUCUCUUGAUCACCGAUAGGAGGUAAAGGUUAAACAAGGUUGGCCUUCAUUGGAAAUACAUACUUACGGUUAAAUUAUGGUUUCUAUGCAAACAUUCCCAAAAACUAAUAACAUCUUCAUGUUACGUAUAUGUUCUUUUUACUUUAAUUCUAUAAAAUAUAUAGUAAGCUCACUUCUAGGUGUCAAUAGAGCCCAAUUUUUAUUGCGAUUGCUUUUGUACGCCUUCGUGAUAUUCAUUUCGCAAUUGGCCUCGACUCCUUUAGCUGAGGGAUGCGCUUUUGAAAUCAUUAGCACAAAGAAAUGAUAUUUACAUAACUAAGCAUCAGGACGAAAAGAAAACCAUUUCAUUGGGGCAUGGUUCGAUCGUUACGUGACAUCUCUCAAGACACUUUAUCUAACAUUUAACCAAAGAAGUUUCAAUUCCAGAAAUUGACUCAAAAUUGAGGUAAAGAUACUAUUUUUCUCUAUCGACCUUCUUUUUUGUUUCGCCUAUUUUAUUCAUACUACAGACACCAGAAACUAUUUUCAAAAAUAACUCAUGUGUCAUUUUCUAUAUCAUACACGUAGACUGGAGGCUUCAACUCUCCAAGGAAGGUUAGGGAAGUGGGAAGCAAUUAGGAUUGCAAGUCGUUAGAUUUAGCUCUCAAAAAAGUGCGUAUAUUCGGAUGUUUAAGAAAAACUAUCUACACUGUAUGGUGAAUAUAAAAAGCAAUGGAGAUCACGAUACAGCUCAGUAAGUUAUUUGACCGGGAUAUUAUUUCCGUUUCUUUGGAAGUUUGGAUUAGAAAUUGCUCGGUGAGAAAGCUCUCAUCGGUACUGUUUUAUAAGCAUCUCGUGGGCUUUUUGCAAGGCCUGCGGUGGGUAUUUUCUGUACAUGUCACUCUAAAGAUUUCCGCGAAGCGGGCUGGCUCGAUUCCUUGAGCCAUACUGGGGGAUAUCGGCCCUCGUACGCUCUUUUGUUUAUUGGCCCUCGCUGUUCGUGGUCCGUACUGUCCCGACCUCGAGCCGAUAUUUCUCAUUACGGCCCUUAAACUCGGUUAAUAAGAAGUUAGUAUCGCAGUUGUAAGGGGUUUGAUAACUUCUUCAUAUCAUCUUUUAAGGUUAUAGGAUAGCAGCAUACAGAAUGUUCGUGAAAAAGGCUGUUCUUCCUUUGCUCAUGAUCGGAUUCCUUUCAAGCCUCUUUUUUGUCGCUCGCUUGAUAAUCAAGGAGAAGAAAAUUUCGCCUUCGGGAAGACGCUUGGUGCAGGUACGGGAGACGGUGACGCUCACAGAAAAUGGUAAGUUAACUCCAAAAAGUAACUUAAUUGUGAAAACCUCUGUUAAUCAUUUUACCCCUAAGAGUGACUAGCAUCUGAUUUAUUCUUACGGUAUCGCCGCUGAAUCAAACAUUAAGGUGAUGGGAAUUAAGGAAAUAACGAUAAAAAGAAGCUUCUCAACGUUAAACAAUUUCUCCCCGUCAUCGACAUAAUAAAUGUAUGGCAAACAGUAAGGGGAAUAUACAUACUGAUGUUAGGAUUUAUUUGGUAUUUAUUCACCUCGCUCUGUGGUUGGUAUAGAAAGCUUGCGCCACCUUUUUAACCAAUCGGACGCGAGUCAGAGGCCGGUUACAGGCCGGCUAAAUCAGUUCUUCUCUUUAUUGAGUUCACCAAAGGGUCUCCACAUUUUUGUCGUUUGUAAUAAGCGGCCGUUGAGAUUCAGCACUCGAUAAUGUAAGUGCGAUCAUCCCGAAAAAAAUACCGAGGGUACUAAAUGAAUAUUCCAUGAAUGCAAUAUGGAUAUGAGAUGGCAGAAAGUCAACUUGCAAUUGGUCCAGUGUACCUGUGAAAUACUUUUUCAUCAAAAAACCCAAAUGGAAAUAUCGCUAACGAUGAAGCACAGCAAAAAUGGCAAACAAUUUGAUCGUGUGGUCUGACUGUCGUGGCGAGGGAAGUCCUUAGAGGGACUCUUUUCGGUAAUGGUGACAGACGUUUCGCCAACAUUAGUGUAGGUCAUCAUCAAAGUUCAAGCUAAUAAUUCGAUCUGAAGUGAGAUUUGAAGGGGUAGAGACUGGGUCUAGACCGGAUGCGUCUAAUCUCCACCCAAUUCCUUCUCUUCCGUCAGUACAAGUAUGCGUUCAUCUUCUCUCCAAGACUGACUGUUUUGAUUUGAUUUUUUCAGAGGAAGCGCACUCACUUUCCUAUGCAGAGAAGCUUUUUAAAGCUUACGAUGAAGUGGAGACCUUUGUGAUGUUCAUUGGUUAUCCUCGCAGCAGCCAUAGUUUGGUUGGCGCCAUCUUGGAUGCUCAUCCUGAAAUAAUUAUUCCGCACGAGUUUAAUGUGUUGCAAAAAUGGAAAAGAUACAAUUUGCCAAAGUUCCGAAGAAAAAACCUGAUAAGAUAUAAGUUAUAUUUUGAUCUUCACCAGACUUCUACCGAGCAAGCUAUGUUUGGAAAACGGGCAAGCCGAAAAAGGACAGUUCUUGGCGGGGAAUUUACAUACUUAUACAAUGUUCCAGAUUUAUGGCAAGGUGGAUACAAAAACAAGAUCAAGGUAGGAUCAGAAGAUGAUUUUCAUAGCUCAUGAGUUACUAUCACAUACUACAGUCAGCCCAAGCUUAUCCUAAAGAAUAAAGAGGAUGCACCUGCAUCGGUGGCGGGUAUUACAAGAUAAUUAGGUAUAUAUCCUAAUUUUUAUAAUGUAAAUUGGCCACCGUAAAAACUCGAGAUUUAAAGUCUUAGCCCUUCAUCACCCUGAUGAAGGGCUAUAACGCUCGAACGCCAACCUUGAACACUUCUCGAGCAGAAAUCGUGGACAUCAUCAAGGAUUCAUAACCAAUAAAGCGGCAAAUUUAAACGCGACCUUGCUUUGAUGAGCCCUAAAUUAUCCCACUUAGCUCAUUUUUCUGAGCUCUAGAAGAAGAAUUGUCCUUUUUUACUUGAAACUGCACAAAAUUCGCUAACUUUUUGUAUGAAAGUCAUUUCAAGAUCGAUUUUCUUUAAAACCCUAACUACCGACUAAAAACCAACGCACGUCAAAUGGCUGAUACACCUUCCCUCUGACAGAACCCGUCUUAGUUUUGAAAAUUGGUCAACAAGAACUACUAUCCUUUUGAUUUUGAAAUCGUUAGUCAAAGAUGCGUUCCAAAAAUGGCUCGUUUCGAGCGAGCGAACUAUUGUCUUGAGCCCAGACAUGAAUAACGAUACACCUAUCAAUUUAAACAAUGCCCAUCGUUUAAUCAAUAACACUUGGGCAAUUUCUUCACAAUUUUAAGAUUUCUAAAAUCUUUCGGUCCGUCAGCUGUUAAACCCUACCCUUACCGACCGUAUCAAAAAUAUUAGUCAUGCCGGGAGCUCUUUCCGUAGCAUUUUGAAACCGAAUACAGCUUUUUAAGUUUCCUCGGAGUUGAAGGGUCUUUGGAUAAUGGUUUUCAUAAAUGUUCCUAAAAAUUGUCACAAUUUUGCUGGAUAAGUUCAUCUAAUAUCUUUCUUAAUGGUAAAUAUGUUUUCACUCUGAAGAAAAAGAUUUUAAGCGAAUUAACCUUUCGACAAGUGACAAUCUGUUCCUCCUUGGGAAAAUAUUUCAACGAGGCUUGCGUUGUUCCAGAUAAGAAGCUGAAGUUUCACAAGGACUUUUUGUGUUUCUAUAUGGCUUGGUUGCACGUAAUAACAAAAAGCAUAACCUACAAAGAGAGCGAAAUUCUUUCCAAACCGCACUUCAAAUUUGAGUUCGAACACCCUCAUUUUAUUUGACGUAUUUUCUGUAUUGGCUUUAUCACAACUUUUCUUUUAGGUGAUAGGCGACAAAAAAGGGGGACGAACUUCGUUGCUUAUAAGUAAAGACCCAAGCAGUAUCAAACAUUUAGACGAAAUCGCUAAAAACGUGGGAGUGCCAAUGAAAUUCAUACACAUUGUCAGGAACCCAUUUGAUAACAUCGCUACCAUGGUACUUCGCGGUGCAGGCGAGCGUGAUAAUGUAAGGGAAGAAGGAACAAAAGUAAGUUUAUAAAUCAUAUUUGAAAAAAUAUCAAAUAACAUUCUCAUUAUCACGGUAACAUCAUUGUCAUUAUUAUAUAUACACAGGAGUCCAUUACUUCUGAUAUACAUUAGAAUUUUUAAAAAAAUGUGAUUGGUUGAGAGUAUUUAAAUGAUAUACAAUAGCGUGUGAAGUGAGUAUGAUAACCCAAUAUCGGCAGCGGAUAUUGUAGUUAUCAUGUGGAGUUAAAAAACCUGCCUAGUUUCCAAGCCCCUCGACCAUGUGGGGUUCUCAAACUUUUGCAAACUCAGAGAGAAGUGUUUUCUUUGGUACAUUGUUUAGAAAAUGCAUUAAUAAGACAAUUAGUGAAUUGGGUCUGCAUAUGAUGUCAUGAAUUAUCAAAACCUCGUGUCUUCGUUUUCUGCAUUUUCGUUAUUUUUUCAUCACAGUCAUAAUCAAUGUCGUUAUCGUUAUCAUUUUUUUCUAUUUGUCACUAAAAGAUGAACGGAUCAGUGAUUUUGGAGGAUUGGAUCGAGCUCUACUUCAACCUUACAAAGGCUAGCCAGCGCGUCAGAGAAAGGUUUGGGGAUGCUGUUAUCGAUAUUCCAGGACAUGAAACAAUACUCAGACCGAAAGAAACACUACAAAAAUUAUGUGACCAUUUAGGUGUGACAUGUUCAGAGGAAUACAUAGAAAAAUGCAGUAAGAUCUUGUAUGGAGCUCCUUCUGUCACAAGAAAUAAAAUUGUUUGGACCGAAGAACAAAAACAGCGGGUCACCGAGCAGAUGAAAAAAUAUCCGUUUCUGAAAGACUUUUCGUUUGACGAUUUCCUAUCUUAA